CUGGGAUACCCAGCAAGCUGCUGCCCUGAUCCCAUCUCCAAGACAUUCUCAUUUGCUUUCCUGAAGGAUUAGGACUAGACAUUGUUUUUGUAAAAGCUCCCCAGGGCUGAGAAGCAUUUUUGUAGAACAGAGGUCUCAACUUUGGCACAUUUCCUCAAACCACUUGAGGAACUUCAAAAAACACUUAUAAUUGGGUCUGAUUCUGGGAUUCUGAUUUAAUUAAUUGGUCUGGGAUAAGGCUGGGCAUCAGAAUUCUAAAAGCUUCCAAGAUAAUCUCAUGUGUAGCCUGAUGUGAGAAUCUGUGCCCUAGGCCAACUACUUCCUAUUUCACAGAGGCAAAAUGGAAGCCCAGAGAUGGGAAUGCAUUUGUCCAAGGUCACACAGCAAAUGCAUGACUGCUGAGUGUUCCUUUUCUCACACUACAGGGCACCAGACUCCCUUAUUUGUAUCUCUGAUCAUUUGUUUCCAUACACAUGAUCAUCUCCUUUGAUCCUUGUAACUUCUGGGGAGGCAGAGGGCAACCGUUACCCCCAUCUUACAGGUGAGGAUUGUCAAGGAACAGAGCUGUCCAGGUGACUUGCCCAAGGUAAAGGCCAGAACCUAGAAUGUCCAGUUCCUGGCCCAGUGCUCCUUUAACCCCACCCAUUGUCACAUACAGGUUCUAGAAUGAACAUGUCAAUGCUGUGAGGUGGGUUCCAGGUGUAAAAGGGAGGGACUAUGAGGUGACAUUCUAGAAGGGUGGAGAGGGUUGGACAGGAGGCAGACGACUGUUCCCUCACAAACAGGGGCUUUGGGGCAGCCAUGUCCUACUUCACGUCUCCACCAACUCAUCCAGGUCUUCUGCCUUCGGGCCACGGUGAGGCUGCUUCUCCAGGCUCAUCCCUUGGCCUCUAUAGUCCUGCAGAGCCAGUGCUGGUGGCCUCUGGUGGACAAGGCCCACCGAGCCAGAAAGCUGAGCAGGUGACACCUGUUGCCCAGGCCUGGGGCCCGGCCCUGGCAGUGCUGGAAGCCAGGGGCUGCCCUGGGGGGGUUAGCUGGGAGCCAGUGCGGCGGAAGGACUACAGCCGAUACUGUCACAAAUCCCCCCAGGCGAGGCAGCCGGAGAGCUUGGGCUGGGAGAAUGGCUGUUCCAGCAGAGCUCCCCAUCUGGGCGGCCCCAGCAGGACCCAGCCCCUGCUGCUGUGCGGGCUGUCACCGGGUGCUCUGCCGAUGCCCUCUGAGGUGGGGGGGAGGGAGACCCGCUCCCAGCCGGACAUCUGCAUCCUCACCCUGGCCAUGAUGAUCGCCGGCAUCCCUACUGUGCCCGUCCCAGGCCUAAGGGAAGAGGACCUGAUCCGGGCGGCUCAAGCUUUCAUGAUGGCCCAUCCGGAGCCGGAGGGGGCUGUGGAGGGGGCACGGUGGCAGCAGGUGAAGAGCCACACAGCCUUGGGGCCCAAGGCCCUAGUGAGAUCCAGGAGGGGCCAGCCCCCCGGCUCCUGCUUGUAGCUGGAUGAAAUAGCACCAGA
Molecule: messenger RNA, 1505 nt
Organism: Phacochoerus africanus (Common warthog)
Lineage: Eukaryota; Metazoa; Chordata; Mammalia; Artiodactyla; Suidae
Gene: SPATA25
Product: spermatogenesis associated 25
Exons: 2
Coding region: 802-1485 (227 amino acids)
Biological process (GO): spermatogenesis
Source: RefSeq, a predicted model, not a curated record